Messenger RNA from Arabidopsis arenosa, 1836 nucleotides. NCBI's taxonomy places the organism in Eukaryota, Viridiplantae, Streptophyta, Magnoliopsida, Brassicales, Brassicaceae. The record is from the annotation of a GenBank genome assembly.
AACCUCAAAUCUCCUUGUCCCUUUUCAUUCAAGAUGACCAAUUCAGCUGCCUUGUGCUUGUUCCGGCUUAGCUUUUUCUUGUUCACUCUUCAAGUCAUGAAUGUUGGCAGGAUUAGCGCUGCAACUAGGUUCUACCAAUUCAAGGUACAAACAAUAAGACUCACCAGGCUAUGCCAAACAAACGAGAUUGUAACAGUCAACGGGAAAUUCCCUGGCCCUGCGAUAUCUGCUCAAGAAGAUGACAGAAUUGUCGUUAAAGUCAUCAACAUGACCCCCUAUAAUACCACAAUUCAUUGGCAUGGUAUUAAGCAAAAACUAUCAUGUUGGUAUGAUGGUCCAUCUUAUAUCACACAAUGUCCAAUUCAGAGUGGACAAAGUUUCACUUACAACUUCAAAGUGGCACAACAAAAGGGCACCUUUUUAUGGCAUGCACACUUUUCUUGGCUUAGAGCUACAGUAUAUGGUCCGCUUAUUGUAUAUCCUAAAUUAUCUGUUCCUUACCCAUUCAAGAAACCCUUCAACGAGCAUACAAUUCUUCUAGGAGAGUAUUGGCUUAAGAACGUGGUAGAGCUGGAACAACAAGUACUGGAAAGUGGAGGACCUCCUCCUCCAGCAGAUGCAUUCACAAUUAAUGGUCAACCAGGACCUAACUACAAUUGCUCCUCUAAUGAUGUUUUUGAGAUUCAGAUAGUACCAAGGAAGACAUACCUGCUAAGGCUGAUAAAUGCUGGCAUUAACAUGGAGACCUUCUUCACAAUAGCUAAUCACAGGUUGACCAUAGUGGAAGUAGAUGGCGAAUACACCAAACCUUAUACAACAGAGCGUGUGAUGCUUGUACCUGGACAGACAAUGAACAUUCUUGUCACAGCUGAUCAAGCCGUUGGGAGAUACUCCAUGGCCAUGGGUCCAUACGAGUCUGCAAAGAACGUCAAGUUUCAAAACACAUCAGCGAUAGCUAAUUUCCAAUACAUUGGUGCAUUGCCUAACAGUGUAACAGUACCAGCUAAGUUACCUAUUUUCAAUGAUAAUAUUGCUGUUAAGACUGUCAUGGAUGGGCUCAGAAGUCUAAAUGCAGUUGAUGUUCCAAGAAACAUUGACGCUCAUCUCUUUAUCACAAUCGGAAUAAAUGUAAACAAGUGUAACUCUGAAAAUCCAAACAACAAGUGUCAAGGGCCCAGAAAAGGACGACUAGCAGCUUCAAUGAACAACAUCAGCUUCGUCGAACCUAAAGUCUCGAUUUUAGAAGCUUAUUACAAGCAACUGGAAGGUUACUUCACUUUAGAUUUCCCGACCACGCCGGAAAAAGCCUAUGACUUUGUCAAUGGGGCACCCAAUGACAUAGCCAAUGACACGCAGGCUGCAAAUGGGACAAGAGCUAUAGUUUUCGAGUAUGGGAGCAGGAUACAAAUCAUCUUCCAGAAUACUGGCACACUCACAACAGAAAAUCAUCCAAUUCAUCUUCAUGGACACAGCUUUUAUGUUAUUGGCUAUGGCACAGGCAACUAUGAUCAACAAACAGCACAAUUUAACCUGGAGGAUCCUCCUUACAUGAACACUAUUGGAGUCCCAGUAGGAGGAUGGGCGGCAAUUCGGUUUGUUGCCAACAAUCCAGGGCUCUGGUUAUUGCAUUGUCAUUUCGACAUCCAUCAAACAUGGGGAAUGAGCACGAUGUUUAUAGUGAAAAAUGGCAAGAAGGUGCUAGAGAGUCUGCCUCAUCCUCCUGCAGAUCUACCAAAGUGCUAGCUUCAUUGAAAUUAACAUAUGGUGACAAAGAACUAGUUUUCAGAGGAAGAAUUUUUUUGGUAACAACCACGGAAAUAGAACUACACUUUCCAU